GCCUGUCGGUGGUGUGGUAUCAGCAAGGAAUGCAUUAGUUAGUGCUUCAAUGAAGUCUCUGCCAGGCAUGCCAGGCGUGAUUUCACUGUUGGAAUGGGACCUUGGUUACUGGGAUGUUACAGUCGAUCAUUUCCUGCUCAUUCUCUAAGCUUCAUGAAGCUCCUAAUAUGGUUUACUAUGACAUUUAUUCUUUUCAGCCUAUGGAAAUUUAUGUUGAUGAUGAGGCCAAAUUGACUCUACAUGGACUUGUUCAGCACUACAUCAAAUUGACUGAAAUGGAGAAGAACCGGAAACUGAAUGACCUGCUGGACGCACUGGACUUCAAUCAAGUUGUGAUCUUUGUUAAAAGUGUGAAUCGGUCUGCGGAGCUAAACAAGUUACUUGUUGAGUGUAAUUUUCCAUCUAUCUGCAUCCACUCUGGCAUGUCCCAGGAAGAUAGAUUAACACGUUACAAGCUUUUCAAGGAAGGUCACAAGCGAAUUCUCGUGGCUACAGAUUUGGUUGGGAGGGGUAUUGAUAUUGAACGAGUGAACAUUGUCAUUAACUAUGACAUGCCGGAUUCUGCGGAUACUUACCUUCACAGGGUGGGUAGAGCUGGACGAUUUGGCACAAAAGGUCUUGCUAUCACUUUUGUUUCAUCAGCAGCCGAUUCGGACGUUCUCAAUCAGGUCCAAGAAAGGUUUGAAGUUGAUAUCAAAGAGCUUCCUGAGCAGAUUGACACCUCUACAUAUAUGCCGUCUUAAAACAAAACACACAUUCCGGAAUGGCAUAUGUGGUAGAAGGCAAGACCAUGUGAGUUGCUUGUGCUGGCAGGCUUAUUUUCCCCAUUGCUGUCAAAUGUUUUUGGACCAUUUAUUAAGAUGUAUCGGUUGUUUCGGAUUCCUGUAGAUUUUAGGUUAUUUUCGCUAGUUCAUUUCCUUUAUGAGAUCUUUGAUUUUGAAACUUGUUUGUGUUUGUACGGUCUGUUUAAUUCAAAUUGAGAGAUGCCAUUUUGAGGGUCUUAGUGAUGAACAAAUAUGUAUUACUAGU
Messenger RNA from Cuscuta campestris, 1029 nucleotides. The record is from the annotation of a GenBank genome assembly. Lineage: Eukaryota; Viridiplantae; Streptophyta; Magnoliopsida; Solanales; Convolvulaceae.